Messenger RNA from Humulus lupulus (European hop), 1227 nucleotides. Its product is annotated as protein TAB2 homolog, chloroplastic-like. NCBI's taxonomy places the organism in Eukaryota, Viridiplantae, Streptophyta, Magnoliopsida, Rosales, Cannabaceae. Gene Ontology annotation, molecular function: RNA binding. The record is from RefSeq and is a predicted model, not a curated record.
AUGGUGGCUGGGUAUAAGGCUUACGCCGUUGAGGGUUUCUCCUCGAACCCUCCCAGAAGCUGGCCAAAACUAUGUCGUUUCGGGGGGUCGAGUUCCGUUUCAGGCUCGGUUUCGAUGCAAGAAGAAGUGGAAAUUGAGGAGGAAGAAGAAGAAGAAGAUCCAACUGUCGAGCUCUGCUAUCUCGACCCUGAAACGAAUCCCAACGGCCUUACUGAAGGGGAGCUUGAUUUUUGCUCAAGACCCAUUCUUGAUAUCAGAGGGAAGAAGCUUUGGGAGCUUGUGGUUUGUGAUGAGUCUUUGUCAUUGCAAUAUACUAAGUACUUUCCCAAUAAUGUGAUCAAUAGUAUUACUUUGAAGGACGCCAUUGAGGGAAUCAGUGAAGAUUUGGGUAUUCCUUUACCUGAUAAAAUACGCUACUUCAGGUCACAAAUGUAGACAUUUAUAACAAAGGCUUGUAAUGAGCUUAGUAUAAAACCUGUUCCUAGUAAAAGGUGUGUAUCACUGCUGUUAUGGUUGGAUGAAAGAUUUGAGACUAUAUAUACUCGUCAUCCUCGUUACCAGAAAGGAGCUAAGCCACUUCUCGCGUUAGAUAACCCUUUCCCAAUGGAACUUCUGGAUAAUCUUUUUGGGGAUAGAUGGGCUUUUGUCCAAUUACCUUUGUCAGCUGUUCGGGAGGAGAUUUCAUCCUUAGAAUCAAAACUUGUAUUCGGUUCAAGUUUAGAUUUGGUUUUGUUGGGGAUUGAAAUUGAUGACGGCACAUUGAUCCAAGGGUUGGCUGUUUCUUCUUCACGAGCUAAACCGCUAGCAGUUUCACUCUAUAAAUUGCUACCAUUUUCUUCAUACAAAUUUGGAAUUCCUCCCAAAGUAGCAGAUAAUCAAGGCUUAGAAACUAAGUUCUUUGACAAUAGCAUGAGUUUCAAGAUGGACAUGUAUUAUUUGUGGGCUAUUGGAUGUUUGGCUAGGUUUUCGAAUAUUUUGUGGCUCUCAGAGCCUAGUUUAACUAACAAGCCUGGUAUCUUUCUUUGCUUGGUGCAAUCUUCUAGAUCUCAAAAUAUGGAUGUUAUUACUUUAAAGAGUGCAAAUAGACCCGGGCAGAUUGAUAAUUCUGAUAUAGUUCUAAACAACAAAGAUAGUGAUGGUGAUGAACUAGAGCUUCGUAGAAUGUUGGAGGAAGGACGUGACUAUGUUCUAGUUUCCCAACAAGGUGAUGUGGGUAUUGAUUCUUAA